CAAUCGUUACAACGAGUCUGUCUUGGCAUCGGCUACGCAACAAUUGCUCUUUUGCGUUUACGUCUCAUUGGCGAACGGAGGUCACUUCAGGAAGCUCCUUUUAUAUAUAGUAGUAAUGUUGUGGGCCGUCGGACUAGCAUUGUGCUUCGUUUGCAUCGCUGCUUUGGUGCGAUGGAGAAAGAAACAAUACAGCGUCUUCAAGGACAUGGACGUUCCCGGACCAGAACCGAACCUCCUUUGGGGCAACCUGUUCGAGUACGAGAACGGGCUUCGAGUUCCAGCCCUCACAAAGUGGUGCAAGAAAUACGGAGAUAUUUUCGGGAUCUACCUUGGUGACGUUCCCUUCCUUGUUGUGAAAGAUCUCGACAUACUGCAAAGCAUCUUCAUCAAGGACUUCAACAUUUUCACUGAUCGUGGCUACACCACGCCAACGGACGAGGAGCACCCGUUCCUUGGGAACAGCAUAAUCCAAGCAAAAGGGUCUCGGUGGAAGACGUUACGGACUUGCAUCACUCAAGGAUUUACAUCAAACAAACUGAAGCAGAUGAUUCCACACAUAAGUCACGCUGCUGAUAUGUUUAUCGACAUUCUAAGUGAGAAAGCUGACACUGGAAAGGAGUUCCCUAUGCUGAAAGCCUUCAGGGGCCUCUCCAUGGACUACGUGGGACGUGCAGCAUUUGGCAUCGAGAACACCUUUCAGAGAGACCUCGACCACCCUUUCUUGACGCAAGCCAUCGAGACCUUGCCUGGGAUUAUGCGUGGUUUUUUUCACAUCCUUACAUACUGCACUAGGACAUUGGGUACUUUUAUCUCCCCCAUUCUGUGGCUCCAUUCACAGUUGGGAUCGUUCACCUACGUCGACAUGAACAAGCAAACUGCAAAGGUCGUCGAGCUACGGAAGAAAAACCCCUCUCUGUGGAAAGCCGACCUUCUUCAGGGGCUCAUCGAUUCUGAAACCACUGACCAGGGAGACGACGAAGGUAGUCUGAGUCGUUCAAUAACACGCAUUUCAGCACGAAACAGCGGCAAGAAGUUGUCAGCCAACAACGGCAAGAAGUUGUCUACUGAUGAUGUAUGCCUUAACAGCACUAUACUCUUCGUCGCCGGGUUCGAAACGACAGCCACAGCACUGAGCUACGUGAUCUUCAACGUUGCCAAACACCCAGAUGUUCAAGAGAAGCUGCGUGCUGAAGUCCGUAAGGCUGUCGACGAAUCGGGAAACCUGGAUUUCAACAGUACCAUGGGCCUCAAAUACAUGAAACAGGUUUUCGACGAAACCUUGCGCAUGUACCCUCCAGGCGUCACGUUUACAACACGGAGAGCAUUAGAAGACGUCGAGUACAAGGGUCUGAAGAUCAAGGCAGGAACAUGCAUCAUGGCUCCCACGUAUCAGAUUCACAUGGAUCAGAGAUACUGGCCGGAUCCCGAGAGGUUCGAUCCCGAAAGGUUCAGUCCUGAAAACAGGGCGCAUCAACACCCAAUGGCAUACCAGGCAUUUGGCAUGGGACCGCGUAACUGCGUGGGAAUGCGUUUGGCCAUCCUGGAAAUCAUGUACACUGUUGCAAGGAUGCUGCUCAAGUUUCGGAUUGAACUUGGAGACUCCCAGGAGGGAAAAAUGAACAUGGGCUACUACGCCAUGGUAUCGGUUCCAGGCAACGACCUCUGGAUCAAGAUCUACAAGAUCUGAGUACAUGAGCACAAUCACUGCAAACAGAGGCAGGUGGCAGCAGUAUAAACGCAGGAGCUCAUACCAACAGAUUCUCAACAGAUUCUCAACUCAACCACUGAGCUUUGAAAAACGAACAAAAACAAAGAACAAUAAAACUCAAUAAAAAACAGGAAGAAACCGGGUAACCUGACCUGAGCAGCACUUCCAGCACAAUCGUA
This is a messenger RNA of Ornithodoros turicata, 1887 nucleotides long. Its product is annotated as cytochrome P450 3A8-like. The coding region runs from base 116 to 1687 and encodes 523 amino acids. The transcript has 14 exons. Lineage: Eukaryota; Metazoa; Arthropoda; Arachnida; Ixodida; Argasidae. The record is from RefSeq and is a predicted model, not a curated record. Gene Ontology annotation, molecular function: oxidoreductase activity, acting on paired donors, with incorporation or reduction of molecular oxygen; steroid hydroxylase activity; heme binding.